AUGGCCAAUACGCAAUUUCAGCACCCCGACAUUCUUGUCGCCGACGACGAAGCGACUGAUAGCGAGGCGGACCUUGAGCUGAGUGACGAGAUCUGCAUUGUCACGUUCCGCGACAAAUUGAGACUCGCCCCGCCCUGUAACGACGAUCCUAAGGUCAAUCAGAUCCUCGAAAUCGAUGCCGGAACCGGUCUGUGGGCCAUUGACUACGCUGAUCAGCAUUCCGAAGCUGAGCUCUACUUGCGACCAGUCGCUUACAUUCAGCUUCGGUUCACGAGUGGAUCUCUUGCCAAUUGGAAGGAGCUUGUCACCAAGGCCUACGACAACCUCGUCCCCGGUGGCUAUUUCGAGAUACAGGAUAUCAACGAUUUCACCUUCGUGUCCGAUGACAGCAGACUGACUUCCGAGCACCCGCUGGCCGAGUUCGGUAAACUGAUUCGGGAAGCUAUGGAGAAGUUUAGGCGCAGUUUUCUUCCUGGCCCCGAGCUGAAACCCCUCUUGACCGACGUUGGCUUUGAAGAUGUGACCUGA
Molecule: messenger RNA, 528 nt
Organism: Colletotrichum graminicola M1.001
Lineage: Eukaryota; Fungi; Ascomycota; Sordariomycetes; Glomerellales; Glomerellaceae
Product: TAM domain methyltransferase
Exons: 5
Coding region: 1-528 (175 amino acids)
Source: RefSeq, a predicted model, not a curated record